Marchantia polymorpha subsp. ruderalis is the source of this 1088-nucleotide messenger RNA. NCBI's taxonomy places the organism in Eukaryota, Viridiplantae, Streptophyta, Marchantiopsida, Marchantiales, Marchantiaceae. The record is from the annotation of a GenBank genome assembly.
GCGAGCACGGGAUUUCAUGAACACGGGGCAAUCCCACAUUCACAACCAGCUCUUGGACACCACUCUGAGCCUCGCCAAGAGUCCGGAGCGGUAACCACGACAAGAUUGCGAGCAGAAUAUCCUGGGGCAGUCUUCCCCACAAUCUGGAAUCCAUCGCCUCGCGCCUCCGAUCGCUCCCGACAUUUCUUUCAAAUGACGCAGAGUCAGAUUAUCAGAUUGGAGUCUAUGUUUCGAUCUAGCAGUCCAAGAAGGUUGCCAGGUUCUCCACUGCAGCCCUAUUUGAUUGCUUAGCUUAUUGAUCGCAUGAUUACUUGGCCAGAAGGAGGUAGUGUUACCGGAAGUCGCACUGGAUCUACGAUUUUCGAAAGGCAAGUUCAAUUUGAGCUCUGACUAGAACUCGAGUACCGUGGACAGUUCAACGCGGCCUUGGGACCAGAAGCGUCAAUUUCUUUACAAUGAGACCUUUUGGCAUAUUGAGGUCGGACUUGAGAGGUCGAGGUCUCUUGAAUCCAACCGAAGUGAAAGUGCAAGCGCAGGAAGGCUGCUACCAUGGACCAAUCAUUUGCAACCAUAUUAAAAGUCAAUUUCUGAUCCCAAGCACUAGCGGAGGGAUAGCUCAUGGCGUAUAAAAGUGGGUUCAAACCGACCGGCGCUAUUAAUGGCAAAGCUGGGGUGGCAGGUCAUAUAGGGGCUGAAGAUGGUGGAGGAGGGAGGGGAUGCUUUGGGUGAUGGUUGUUUAGCUAAUAUCAAACCUAUCACCUUCAGGUUGGAGCUAAUCAUCGUAAUUACUUGUUUGAUCAAACAAGCAAUCAAACUAGCUCCAUAGUUCGUGACCGAGUGUUUGACCUUGAAAGUUGUAACUAGCUACAUACUAUUUUAGUAUUUUAGUCAGUGGUGGAGUUUGAAAGUUGCAACUAACCUGAAGGCUGAGUAACUUGUUACAACUUGCGCUCUAACACUGCCUAAUAAGCUAUAUGCAACUUUCAAGCUCCAACAUAUACUAAAGUCCUCUGUAUCUCGUUACAAGUUUCAAGCUCUAACACUCACUAACGUAAUGUGCAAAGUUCAUGUAAAGAUUGUAUUUACGA